CAUGCUACAGACACCGGGAUAAGCUCCGGCCUGAUGGUUCGUAUGCAGACUUCACCUUUUUUCCCCUUUACUGAGGGGAAAAGGCUAUGGGAACGAGGUUUGAAAGAGCAGGUCUUUAUCUCGUUCUGCGAGUCCACAGACUUGAAGUUAGAAUCACCUUGUACAGCAUAAUAAACAGUAUAACGUGAAAAUACCGCUCAAUAGCAUCGGGUUUUGCCACUGGGGUGGAGUUAGAAUCAUCUUUUAUUGUAUGGUUAUCUCCGAGUGCAUAAGAAGAAGGCGCAAACCCUACCAUGUGACUGGGGUUAUCCGAGCGCGCAAGCUAUCUUAGGCGCUCGGGAUUAUCAGCGGUUUUCCCAAGAUUUCAAAUGGUGUUCUUUACACCAUAAAAUAAGUCAUUUCUUGACCAAGCCCGAGAUCAAGAUGGUUAGAUAUUGAAGCCGUUCUUUUUGCGUGUUCAUGGAGCUCGACUGUGUCUCGGCACGUAGACAUGAAACAACGAAUUUGGCCAAUAUCCAGAAAUCUUGACCUUAGGCUAUAGGUACAGCAUAAUAAACAGUAUCGCAUAAAAUAUUGCCCAAUACUAGCUUUAUUUAAAUGAUCAAAAAGUUAGAACUAUCUUAUAGCGCUAAAUAAACACUACCACAUGUAAGUGGUAGUGUACUACAUCAUUGUAAGGGGUUCAAUUUGGAUGGUCUUACAAAAGCUUCAUCAGAUUCAACUUGUACUUACGGCUUACCACCUCCACCGCUUGUACUGCUAAAUAAACGGUACUACAUGAAAGUUCAACUCAAAAACCAUUCUGAGUUAUCAAAAAGUUCAAACCAACUUUGUACAACUAUCAAAUAGUAUCCCAUGAAAGUUUUGGUGGGUAACUUUCAAUUGAAUGGUCAUACACUAAAAUAGUAGUAUUCAACUACCUUGUACAUCGGUAUAAAAGUACUGCUCAGUAGCUUUCAGUAAUGUUCGCCACUCUAACCCCGGUCUAGUCUCCUUCCCAACCGUUAUUAGGGUCGGAGAAGCGUUGCGUGACGACUAAGAUAAUGGUUGCGAAGGAGACUAGCCCCGGUGUGGCCUAUGGCUUCAUCGAGACUUAUAUAUAAUAAAAGUUGAAAGUCAGAACCACAAAAUUCUGUAUUACGACAGGAAUACGAUUGAUAUUGAAAAUUCAGAUAUACUUCUCAUGACUUUCCUACCUAAAGUUGUUCUCAACAGGUAAGGAGAGGGUCGAAAUUAAUCAAUGUUUUACGUCCAGUCUUUCGAUUUAGUUUGUCACGCAGCCCUCCUCUUUGCGUGACGAACAAAGUGCUAGUUCCCAGAUCUCUUGCGACUUCUACGGAAGCAAGAUUUCGUGGAACGGAAGUACAACAAAUAACAUAAUAAUAAGUGGUUUAUAAACAUGAUCAAACUAAUAAAUAACACAAACACGCUUUUCAAAUUUCGGGGUUCGAUCAGUUUGGACAGCACUAAAGAAAACGUUACAAACGAAAUGCGCACAAGAUAAGAAGACACAGUUGGUUGCUUUAUUCAAACGAUUAUCAUCUAAUUUCUUAAAUAUCCGCUGAUAAUCACCUGUCUGUCACUACAGGGACGAAAUCCACUCAUCCGACGACACUGACAAGCGGUUUCAGUAAAAAGUAAAAAGUCUUUUGUCUGGCUGUCUCCGGCAAAAGAGCGCAGGGAAUUUUGCCCGCGCGAGAUAAAACCGCGUUCGCCUCACCAAGACCUUCGUUUAUUUUCGUCUAAGAACUUUCCAUCGAGUCCUACGGUUUGUUGAAAGGACUCGGGGACGUUUUGACGCCUCUGGGAGGUUCUAGCAGGCUCUCUUAAGAUGUUUAUAACGAUUUAUUACGGCGAUCAGAAGUCGCUUCUGUUUAAUCCAAGCUGCUCCGUGGUAAAUCUAUUGAAAUCAAUCAAGGAACGAUGCGGUUAUGGUGACUCGGACCGUGUGCUGGAUCUAACCGACGAAACAGGUCUAGUCUUGGAUCUUAGCAGCCAUAAAAACGAAUACGCAAGCAAGUACCUUGCCUCAAAAGGAUAUUACGUUCUGGUGGAAAAACGGACCGUCCCAGCACCAAAAGAAUCGGGGCUCUCGCAGGAAGUCCAAUAUGUACCACUUCUACUAAGACCCAACGAAACAUUUCACGGAUACGAAGCUCGAGUUGCCGAGAAGAGGCCCGGGCAUGAACAAUCAGCUGCCGGCAGAAACACUGCUAGCAGAGGAAAGAGGGGAAAACUGAGAUCAAGAAAGAGUAUAGUGGAAACAACGUGACCUGUUAAACAAUCAAAAAGUGGAGAACAUUUUCGAAUUGUCUUUGAUUAUCGGCCAACGUGAUUGGUGCUAUUCUAGAAAGUUUUAAGCACGGGUUAUUGACCAAGUGUGAGGUCAAGAUGGCUGGAUAUUGGCCUCGUUCUUUUUUUGCGUGUUUAUGGA
Molecule: messenger RNA, 2434 nt
Organism: Orbicella faveolata
Lineage: Eukaryota; Metazoa; Cnidaria; Anthozoa; Scleractinia; Merulinidae
Source: RefSeq, a predicted model, not a curated record